Passer montanus (Eurasian tree sparrow) is the source of this 1832-nucleotide messenger RNA. It is a transcript of the gene FFAR4, whose product is annotated as free fatty acid receptor 4. Gene Ontology annotation, biological process: G protein-coupled receptor signaling pathway. Gene Ontology annotation, molecular function: G protein-coupled receptor activity. The transcript is spliced from 3 exons. The record is from RefSeq and is a predicted model, not a curated record. Gene Ontology annotation, cellular component: membrane. NCBI's taxonomy places the organism in Eukaryota, Metazoa, Chordata, Aves, Passeriformes, Passeridae. The coding region runs from base 132 to 1202 and encodes 356 amino acids.
AUGGCGGUCAUCCCCUGCCUCUGUGCUGGGAGGACACCCCAGGUGCCGCCCUGGUGGUUGGGAGCGCAGCCCUUGCCCUAGGGCUGGUGCCACCAUCCCCGGUGGGUCUCUCAUGCCCUCUGGCCACCCUCAUGCUCGUGUCCAGGGGCACACCAGGAGGGAACAAGACCUAUUUCCCCUUCUUCUCGGACUUCAGGGGCCACAAUGUGACGGCCUUGCGCAUCGGCGAGUCCUCUGCCCUGGCCUUCAUCUUCCUGCUGUCGCUGGCGGGAAACAUCUGGGGCAUCUGCCUGCUGGUGAGGCGGCACCGCCGGCUCUGCGCCGCCAACUGCCUCGUCCUCAACCUCUUCUGCGCCGACCUGCUCUUCAUCACUGCCAUGCCCUUCAUCGCCGUCGUGCGCUGGACCGAGUCCUGGGUGCUGGGCAACUUCGUCUGCCACCUGCUCUUCUAUGUGGUGAGCCUGAGCGGCACCGUCAUCCUCCUCUCCCUGUCGGCCGUCAGCCUGGAGCGCGUCGUCAGCAUCGCCCGGCUGCGCCACGCCGCCCUCCGCCGCCGCAAGGUGCUGGCCGCCGCCUUGCUCCUCAUCUGGGGCUUGGCCGCCCUCGCCACCCUCCCGCUCUGCUGCUUCUUCACCGUGGUGCGGCUGCCCGCCCCCGCCGGCCAGGACAUUCACAUUUGCACUCUGGAUUGGCCCAGCCCUGCAGGAGAAACAGUGUGGGAUACAACCUUUGCCAUUAUUUUCUUUCUGAUACCAGGAUUAAUCAUUGUCAUCAGUUACUCCAAAAUCUUACAGAUUACAAAAGCAUCAAGAAGAAGUUUAAAUGCUGGUUUAGCCUACCCAGAACAUCAUCAGAUUCGUGUUUCCCAGCAAGACUACAAACUAUUCAGAGCCCUUUUUCUGUUGAUGAUCUCUUUCUUCAUUAUGUGGACUCCAAUAAUAGUAAUUAUUUUUUUAAUUUUAGUUCAGAACUUCAAAAAAGAUUUAAAUAUUUUGCCAUCAGUUUUCUUCUGGAUAGCAUUAUUCACUUUUGCCAACUCUGCUGUCAAUCCAAUUCUGUAUAAUGUUGCCCAUUUCAGACGUAAAUGUCAGCAAAUUCUUCUCUGUUGUACAGGGAACCCUGAAAGGCAUGGAGCAGGUACAGAAACCACUGCAAGAAGAAGCAACCAUGAACAGCCACAUUUGUCUUUCAUUACCAGAUAAUUAUUUAAAGUCUGAGCUGUGCCACACUUUGGAUUUUGUCUAUACUAUCCCAGGUCACAUAGGUCAUUAUGUUAUAGUAUUACAUGCCAGAGGAGGAAGAAAAAAAACAAAUGUAUUUUUAAUUCUUGCAGGUAAAAUGCUCUUGACUUCACUGCUUUGCCCCAGUAAGAUUUGGACAAUUUAAUUUAAGGGAUUGAAUUCUCCUCUUCUGCUGAAAUAAAUAGAAAUAUGGCAGUGAACUUGGUGAAUGUAAAAUAGUUGAAUUAAGUACUUUCAAGUUUCUAGUGCAAAUGUUCAUCCUCAGAAAGUAUCUGCUUUUUUAAAAAUCCAGGUUUUGAAGGGAUCUUGAUUAAACACUUCAACCAGUUUGGUUCCAUCUCAAAUUAAAAAUAUGGACUUAAUACAUUUGAAUUAACAAGUAAAGAAUAAAUAAAUAAAUGGUUAAUUGUCAUGUGUAAAACAGUUCUUUUAAAAUAUGCAUUUUUUUAUGUCUUCAUUAGUCAUAUAAUAAAGUUAAUUAGUAGGAUCACUGAAAUUCCUUUCUCUUUUCUAAAUGAUUUCUAAUAUUUUAUAGGGAAAAUAUAAUGUUCUAGUUGAAAAGAAAAUACUUAUACUUGGAAGUUUAUGAUA